AUGGGAAGAACUAUGAUCCAGAAUAGACUUUCUCGAAAAAAGUUGCUCAUUGUGGUUGAUGAUGUGAAUGAGUUUGGGCAAUUAGAAAACCUAUGCCUGAAUCGUGAAUGGUUCGGUCGAGGAACUGUGAUGAUCAUCACAACCAGAGAUAUUCAUUUGCUGAACCUACUGAAAGUUGAUUAUGUUUAUAAAAUGCAUCUUCUGAACGAAGAUGAUUCAUUUGAGCUUUUCAGUUGGCAUGCUUUUAGAGAAGCAAAACCAAGAGAAGAAUGGAGUGAUCUUGCAAGAAACACUGUUGCUUAUUGUGAAGGACUGCCACUAGCUCUUCAGUUCCAUGAAAGAUACUACGUCACAGAGAUAUUAAAUGCCUGUGAACUAGAUGCUGAUUUUGGAAUAACAGUUCUCAUAGAACGUGGCCUCAUAAAAGUUGAAAGGAACAACAAACUUGAAAUGCAUCCUUUGUUACGAGACAUGGGAAGAGAAUUUAUUCGUGAAUUGCACCCAAAGGAACCGGGGAAAAGGAGUCGAUUAUGGUUUCAGGAAGAUGUACAAGAUGUACUGGAAGAGAAUAGUGGGACAGAAGCUAUAGAGGGAUUGUCCCUGAAACUGCAUUCCAGCAAUAGAGAUUCCUUGGAAGCUCUUGCUUUCAAGAAAAUGAAGAGACUAAGACUGCCACAACUUGAUCAUGUACAACUUAGUGGAGAUUAUGGGCACAUUUCUAAACAACUGAGAUGGAUUUGUUGGCGAGGGUUUCCUUAUAAAUACAUUCCAAACAACUUUCAUUUGGAAAAUGUAAUUGCAAUUGAUUUCAAACAUAGUCAUCUCCAACUCCUCUCCAAACAACACCUGGUAUUCAUUACAACAAAAAUAGUAUAA
Molecule: messenger RNA, 876 nt
Organism: Vigna unguiculata (cowpea)
Lineage: Eukaryota; Viridiplantae; Streptophyta; Magnoliopsida; Fabales; Fabaceae
Source: RefSeq, a predicted model, not a curated record